UUACAUUCAUUCAAACGUUCUAAUGACUAUGACGUAAUACAUUUUUGGGUGGAUGACGGACGCGCUGGAUUUUCCGCCAUUUUGUUCCCGUUUGAACCGAUUUGAAAGAAGCCAGAUAAAAUUACAUGCAUCCAUAUUUGUGUGUUAUAAAAGUAAGAAAGAUUUUUAGUUAAUGGCUGUACAGAAAUAACGUCAAGAGGUCAACAUGCCUACCACCCCUAGAAGAGCCUCAGCAGCAAAUAAAAAAGUAGAAGACUCCGAUGGAGAUUUAAAGGACCAUCAGAAAAAGGAUACAAAUAAAAAAGACGCAACGGCUGAAGAAGUAACUGAUGGAAAUUCAAGAGGGCGUGGACGACCAAAAAAAGACUUGUCAACUCCUAAAAAAGAUGCAAUAGAUGAGGAAGAGGAAACCAGUACUGAUUCUACAAGGAAGAGCCAAGGGAGGACAAAGAAAGAAGCACCAGUACCAGAGGCUACAGAAACACCUGAAAGGAGAGGGCGAUCAAGAAAAGACACACCUGGGACCCCUACUGUUAAAGAUAACGAAGAGUCAAAGAAAGGAAGAGGUAGACCAAAGAAAAAUGAAGAAAAAGAUGGAAAGGAUGAAAUUGGCUCUCCUAGUGAUGAAAAAAGAGGACGGGGUAGACCUAAAAAAGAUUUAAAUGACACAGAUACAACCGAGUGUGAUCUGAACAGUGGGAGCGAUAAAGAGAGAAUUGAGGUUACAUUACCAGGGCGUGGGACAGUCAUAAUCAAGUCUGAGCCAGAUGAUACUUUUCACAUGUCAACACGAAGGAAGACUGGCUUUAGUUGUGAAUGUGGCCAAUCUUUUUCCGUAGAAUAUCUUCUCGAGGACCAUCAGCGAAGAUGUAAGAAGGCAGAGACCAGUACUCCAAACGUCGUAAAAACUAUUAAGAAAGAGCCAGGAUUGGCCACUUCUACACCUAAGGGCAGAACAAACAGAGAAAAGGCUAAAGAUACUCCAAGGGAAAAGAUAAAGGAUACUCCAAAAGAAAAACCUAAAGUGACAUCAAAAGAUAAGUCUAAAGAGACACCCAAAGAAAAGCCUAGAGAGACACCUAGAAGAAAACCAGAGUUGAAAGCAAAUUUAAAUCCAAAAAGUGUAAAUGACAAAGCUGAAACAGAAUCUAGCAAGGACCAUAAACAAUCUGAGUCUUCUGAAUCAGAAAAAGAUUCUGCUGACACUGUUGAAAGCUCUGUAAAGGAAACUAAUGAUGACGAGAAUCAAAAUAAAGCUGAGGAAAAAGAGGAAGAAACUCCAAUGGAAACCAUACUAGUCAGACCUCCUGGGGUUUCUAAGGAAAUGUCUACACCUGUUUCUCGUAGUAAGGCAACUGAGGUUAAGAAGAUUCUUGUUGUGACGCCUGAAGGACUGAAAAGACAAAGUGUUCCCCAACCUGCUGUUUUAAAAGUAGAAAAGAAGCCUGUUACUCCUUCUACUAGAGUCAUGGUCAUGCCAAAGACGAAAUCAGCAGAAAAGAAAGUUGUUGUCCUCAUGGGAACAAAAGAAACUGAGGUGAGCAUUGAUGCCAUUGAUGAUGAUAAAGAGGAGGUAGAAUUAGAGGCUGUAACAUAUCAAGCAGUGGCAAUACAGAGUGAACAAGAAGCUGUCAAAGAAAUAGAAGAACAAUCUUCAAAUGUUGAAACUACCGGAGAAGAAGCAGAAGAACUACAAGCGGGAGAAACAGAGAUUGUAAAUGAUGUGCAGACGGCACAACAAGAAGUACAAAUAGUUGAGGUAGAUGCUGUAACAGGACAGGUUAUAGUGGUACAGGAGGGUCAACAGAAAGUGGAGACCAAUGAAAAUGCUGAACAGGUACAGGUAGUAGAAUUAGAGGCAAGUGCAGAAAAGAUGGCACUGCUACAGGAGAGUUUAGGACUAAUGGACAUACCGCAAGAGCCAGUUGAACAUGCUGUUGAGGAAGGUAGCUCUGAAGUAAAUACUCCUGAUGAAAAAAUGGAUGUUGAUCCAAGUGAAGAAGGGGCGAAGACAGAAGAUCAUGACGAGAGAGAGGAAGGGGAGGUGAAAGAAGGAGAUGAUGACGAUGAAGAAAAUGAGGAGGAUGAGGAAAUUUUAGAUGAUGGAGCUUUGGAUGGUAAACGUAAGAUUACUGACGAUGAAACAUGGACACCUCUGGCAAAGAGGAUCAGAAGAUCACUAGCUACACCAGUAACUGGAACGAAAACCAAGAGUUCGUACCGACACAAAAAGCAACCGAAGAAUGCUCUAUCCCUGUUAUCUGAGGCUGCUAAGAAAACAAUGGAGAAGGCAAAGGAGGAGAACGUUGAAUUGGAUCCAGUUCAGUUGAAGAUUUUUGAAAGUCUUGUUUCAGUUGCUGUAAAAGAUGAAGACAUUGAUGAGGACGAUGAAGAUGACGUGAUGGAGGUACGAGUGAUUAAACAAGAAGAAUCGGCUGAAGGUAUUGAACUCGAUGAAGAUGGUGAGGUUGCAGCUGUUAUUUACAACGAUGAUGAGGAAGCGCUGGUAGAUAUUUCAGUUAUCGAGUCCAUGGUCGAUUUAGAAUCGGCUGAAUGUGGCAUCUGCUUCAUGAAAUUCAAAAAUUCUAAAUACAUGAGGAACCACCUCGUCACCCACACAGGAAAUAAAAAAUUCACUUGUGAAGUUUGCUCCAAAAGGUUCAUGAGAAAAUACGACUUGCAACAGCACAUGAUGAGAGUCCAUUCUUUCAUCAAGGCUGCUCGUGGGAAAAUUAUUUCUUCAGAAGAAGACCUUCUUGCCAGUAAUAGUGAAGCAGACUUGAAGACCUGUCAGUUUUGUCAAACUCAUUUCACUACUCAAUUCAUGCUGGAUGCUCAUUUGGAAGAGAAACAUUCGGAAGAACGGCCGUUCGAAUGCCCUGUUUGCCAGUCUAAGUUCCCAACACAGAAGAAGCUUGUCCGUCACAAGGACUCUGUCCAUUCUGAACGACAACACCAAUGUGAGCAUUGUGAGAAAUCGUUCAGGUUUCUAUAUGCAUUGAAAGAACAUGAGAAGACCCAUAACGAGGCUAAGCCAUUCUUGUGUGAUGACUGCGGAAAAGGCUUUGCUCUGGCAAAAUACCUACAGAAACAUAAACAGCGCCACACUGCUCCGGAAGUCAUGGACAAGGUUUAUAAUUGUAGAUAUUGUGAUAAAACGUUCGACAAUCUGCAUGAAUACCAACAGCAUAUAAGAACCCAUACAGAAGCUGAGGACAGAAUAUUCCAGUGUGACCAGUGUCCAAAACGCUUUUUCAAACAGGCACAUUUGAAAAGACACAUUAUGACUCAUUCAACUGUUCGUUGUUAUGAGUGCACGUACUGUGCCAAGGCGUACAAGGAUCCAGAUACACUACGGAAACACAUCAGGUUUAUCCACAAGUCUGCUGAGGAGGACGGCAACAGGAAGGAGUAUCCGUGUCCAUUCUGUGACAAGGUCUUCUAUAGCAAUGGUCAUCGGAAGAGACAUUUGAUCAAACAUACAGGUGAAAGACCAUUCAAGUGUGAAGAAUGUGGUAAAGGUUUUACAGAGAAAAGGAGUCUUCAGAAUCAUCAGAGAAUACAUAGUGGUGAGAGACCUUACUCUUGCAAGAUAUGUGGCAAGUCAUUUAUCCAGCUCUCACAUUUAAAUCGCCAUACCUUCCUUCAUACUCAGAUACGUAACUUUGAGUGUGAGGAGUGUGGUAAGAAAUUCUUUGAGAAUGCUGACCUCCAAAAACAUCAGCGAAUCCACUCAAAGGACAAGCCAUAUAAAUGUGAAUUCUGUGGUAUUGGGUUCUCUCAGCCAAACAUAUUAAAAUGCCACAGGAGGCGGCACACAGGUGAGAAACCGUAUGUCUGUGACAUUUGUAAUCGUGCAUUUAUCCAGAUGGGGGCGCUGCAGACACAUCGGAGAUUACAUACUGGAGAACGGCCCUUUAAAUGCAGUUAUUGUGGACAGGGAUUUGUGUCGAAAGAGAGGAUGAAAUUCCACACCUACAUUCAUACGGGUAUCACACCCCAUAUUUGUCAUAUUUGUGGUAAAGGUUUCAGGUUAAAGUUCAAACUUCAAAGUCAUCUUGAUUCACACGAGGGCGUCUAUAGGUACCAGUGUAAAAUCUGCAAUAAAGGAUUCUUAGAGAAGACGAAGCUCAAUCGUCAUAUUAAACAAAUUCAUGACGAUCCGUCUAAUCCAGAUACAGAUAGCUAUAUUGAGAAUAACAUUCGAAUUAUACAACGGCCAGACCCAGCAACUCCAAAGUUUCAGAUCGUUGAAUUGCAUCCAGAUGACGAAGCAACUACGACUCAUGUCAUUGUUGAAGACGAUACACUCCGUAAUUUCAGUGAAAUUGCUGUCAACAGUAUGUCGCAGCCUGCAGCCAACGAGGAGGUCAUAGAGACAACACAGGCGGUCCCAGGGUCGUACGAGAUACAGACUUCAGAUGGAGACUCUACUAAUGCUGUACAGCAUAUCCAGUUUGAUUCAGAGUCUGGAGAAAUCACUGCCACAGGGGGGACAACUCUAUUUGAUGGUACUACGACUAUUAACUUGCCAGAAGGAAUCAUUUAUGAAGGAAUGGAGAAUGGGGAGGAAGUGGUAUAUGUGGUGAUACCAGAAGAUAAUCAAACUGUUAUCCUUUCAUAGAACUGGUAUUAUUAUGAAGGAAGUGGUGUGUAUGGUGAUACCAGUAGAUGUUCAGACUGUUAUCAUGGUUAUCCUUUCAUAGGAAGUGGUGUUUGUGGUGAUACCAGUAGAUGUUCAGACUGUUAUCAUGGUUAUCCUUUCAUAGGAAGUGGUGUUUAUGGUGAUACCAGUAGAUGUUCAGACUGUUAUCAUGGUUAUCCUUUCAUAGGAAGUGGUGUUUGUGGUGAUACCAGUAGAUGUUCAGACUGUUAUCAUGGUUAUCCUUUCAUAGGAAGUGGUGUUUGUGGUGAUAAAAUUAGACUGUUGUUCUGUCAUAAAACUGAUAUGAAGGAAAAAAUCAUUUUUCUAAAUAAUGUAUUAAAUUAGGAUGAACGAUUUGGGAAAUCUGCAUUUAAAUACUCAAACAUUUAUGUUUUAAAACUGAAAUAAAUCUAUUAUAAAAGUGCAAGGCCAAAAUCAAAACUACCAGUGUUUAGUUUUAAAAAUACAACCCUAUGUUCAACUUUGAUUGGUGUAUUGUAGAGCAUAAUGCAUUUAAUAAUUGUGAUAUAUAUGUAAAAGUAAUAAGGUGUUUAAUUAGAGAGUUGUCACUGUUUGUCAGGAGUGAUCACUUGUUAUAAACUGAUUCACUCAACACUAGCUAUACAGCAGAAAAGUUUUGUUUUGGGCUAUGCCAUUUAAAUUUUAUGAUAGGGUAGAAGGGAAGUUUAAUUUUUGAAUCUGGGUCAUGGGUCUUUUUUCAGUAUGCCUCUAUUACCAUUAUGCAAAAUUAUCUAAAAAAUGGUUCUUGGUUGUAGGGAUAUAUUCUAAAGUCCUUUCCUACCAUCCCCCAUAUAUUUUAAUGGAAUAACCCUUUCAGAAUCCUCUUGUUUGUACAUGUAUAUAUCAUGUAAAUACAUGUAGCUAUACUGAAAUGGAAUUAUUAUGUAUAACAUUAAACAUGUAUAAAUGUUUUUGAAAAUUGUAUUUGUGUUCAUUUUAGCAUUUGAAAUGAUUAUGAAUUUAGGGCAACUUUAAUUACUUAGAUAAAAAAUUACAUUUAUUAACAAGCAUUUAAAACACACUGGUCUUCAAUUUUGCAGUAAAAUUUAAUGAAUUCUGAUGUAAGAAAUGAUUAAUCAUGUUGAAGGUGAAUAAAAUUGAGAAAGGAAUGUCUAUUUUUAGAAAUGAUUGACAGCAUAUUUUUAGAUUGAGGAUAAAAUCAAAAAGGUUUUUAUGUUAUAUAAUUUUAUUAUCAUGGUUAUUUUCCGCUACAAGUUGAUAAGUCCCUCAAGUAAAAAAAAACAACAUGUUUCCUCGAUCUGACAGGAUAUUUGUGGCAGCUCAAAUUCAUCUGAAAUCAUGUAAUUAAAGAUAAAUUUAAUCGCAAAUUAAUUUUUAUGAAAAUUUUACUGAUUCAAAAUAUAAUGAAAUGAAAGAUCCUCAUUCAGAUCCAUGGGUUAAGUUUUAAAAGGUGUUGUCUAAAUAAAAGGAGACUUUUCAUUGGUUGAUAGGUUUAUCAUGUUUAUAUGAUUUACGUUUAAGUAAGUUAUACAACAUUGUACAAUGAAAGCUGUUUUUUCUUUGUUAAGUUAUUGGUUUGUAUUUAAAAUGAUUGUGUAUAUUGUGCAUAUGUCAUGUUUAAUGAGAUAUUUAUGCAUGCUAUUUGCAAGAUGAUUUUUAUGACAAAAAAUUAUUUGAAAAUCAAAUUUCUUUCUUUAUAUUAAGGUGGUACCUAACACUACAGGGAGACAACUCUGUAAAGUCAGCUAAAAGUUUUAAUUACGUUGUGUUUUAAAAUGAAUAUUAAGGUUCUCGGUGAUCAAAAUUGGUGUUUGUCAAACUGCUAUAUAACCAGUGUAGUUUUUCUGAUAAAAUGAUUGGUUUUAAAUUAUUGAAAUUUUUAUAUUUUUGUUAAAGGGUCAAAGUCAAAAUUUUAUGAAAAUGAAACGAGCCUAAUUAAUUUUAGUGAAAGUGUUGGGCACCACCUUAAUGGUCAAGGAUAUUUCCAUAAUUGUUUUAACAAUGCUUUCUUUUUCUAUUGAAAGAGGAUAUAUUCCUGUGUUUAAAAUUUAAUCAAAUUGCAUGCAGAAAGUUGUGUAUAUAAUAUAUCAUGUAUAUUUACUUGUGUCAUGUGCAAAUAUUCAAACUUGAAUAAUGUUUUUAUUUUGAAUAACAUGGUUACAUGAACUGCAAUAUUGUUUGGAAUGUGUGAAUUUCGCUUCUGUGUAACAAAUUAUAAAAGUGCAUUUUAAUAUUUUUUUAACAAUUUUUACUUGUUGGGAAUAUGAAAAUAUGUUUUUCCAUAACAAUUUGAAAGGGUUUUAUUUUUUCUUCAGAAUUUAGUUUAAUUGUUUGCAAACUUAAAUUGAGACUUGUUUAAAAGUACACUGAAAAAUUCUAUAUAACUUUGAAUAGUUUUAUCUGGGUUUUUUUCCCCUUCAUUUUCCAAAUAAAAUAUUAAUAUAAUGUUUGUUACUUUGAUUUUGAAGCAAUCAUCAUGGUUCAGUAUUUACAUUAUUUUAUAUUUCAAAAACAAAAAAAAUUAUAAACGAUUUUAUAAGAUUUUCAAAGUGGACGUUUUUAAAUAAAUUUUUGGUAAGAACAGUAGUGGUAAGGGAACAAAAGGUUUGAGGGAUAGAACCAGAGGAAUCAGGAGUUCUGACAAAAAUUCUAAAACAGUAGAAGUGAACAUACUUAAUUUAUUUGUUGUUGAAAAAAUGAUAAUAGACUCCCGUUGUUUCAUUGUUUCAAAUAUGUACACAGAAAUAUCAGUGUAAAGUAACUUUUGAAAUUU
Messenger RNA from Mytilus trossulus (common blue mussel), 7400 nucleotides. Its product is annotated as zinc finger protein 407-like. The transcript is spliced from 6 exons. Bases 206 to 4624 code for a protein of 1472 amino acids. The record is from RefSeq and is a predicted model, not a curated record. NCBI's taxonomy places the organism in Eukaryota, Metazoa, Mollusca, Bivalvia, Mytilida, Mytilidae. Gene Ontology annotation, molecular function: DNA binding.